GCGAGAUCAGGGUUGGCGCCGUGACCUCCAUGUGGAAGCUCCAGCUCUAUAAGUAAACACUCCGCGCGGCGCAGACAUGGCUCCUUCCUAUUUGUGAAGCGGGGGUUGCGGCAGCCGCAGCUCCUCUGACUGGUUUCGGUUUUCCUUCCUCCUUAGCUUGGCUGGGCGGGCGCGCGGUCUUGAAGCCGCCGCUGCCGCCUGUCGGGCCCGGCGUCUGGUCCGUCCUCCUAGCCCGCGCGCGCUCGCCGCGGGCACCGGGGCAGCGGCGCGGGCCGUUCGGGGCGCGGCGUCCCAAGCCGAGGGGGAGACAAAGGGGGGCCGGCCGGCCCCUCUGCCGGCGCCACGAUGUGGAUCCAGGUGCGCACCAUCGACGGCUCCCAGACGCGCACCAUCGAGGACGUGUCCCGUAAAGCCACCAUCGAGGAGCUGCGCGAGCGGGUGUGGGCGCUGUUCGACGUGCGGCCCGAGUGCCAGCGCCUCUUUUACCGGGGCAAGCAGUUGGAAAAUGGAUACACUUUAUUUGACUAUGAUGUUGGACUGAAUGAUAUAAUUCAGCUCCUGGUUCGCGUGGACCCCGAUCUUCCUAGCACAUCUAAACAGACUGAUGCACAGGUCAAACCCUGUUCUAAUAGUCCGCCUAAAGUAAAGAAAACCCCAAGGGUGGGACCUUCUAGUCAGCCGUCUACAGCGACUCACGCAUUUCUUAUUGAUCCUGGCUUUGGACUAUAUAAGGUAAAUGAAUUGGUGGAUGCCAGAGAUGUCGGCCUUGGUGCUUGGUUUGAAGCACGUAUACAUAGUGUUACUAGAGCUUCUGAUGGACAUUCACGUGGCAAAACUCCACUGAAGAAUGGCAGUGCUUAUAAAAGGACUAAUGGAAAUGUAAAACAUAAUUCCAAAGAGAACACAAAUAAAUUGGACAAUGUACCCUCUACGUCUAAUUCAGACUCUGUUGCUGCUGAUGAAGACGUUAUUUAUCAUAUCAAGUAUGAUGAAUACCCGGAAAGUGGUACUCUAGAAAUGAACGUCAAGGAUCUUCGCCCACGAGCUAGAACCACUUUGAAAUGGAAUGAACUAAAUGUUGGCGAUGUGGUAAUGGUUAAUUAUAACGUAGAAAGUCCUGGAGAAAGAGGAUUUUGGUUUGAUGCAGAAAUUACCACACUGAAGACGAUUUCAAGGACCAAGAGAGAACUUCGUGCGAAAAUUUUCCUUGGGGGUUCCGAAGGAACAUUAAAUGACUGCAGGAUAAUAUUCACAGAUGAAAUCUUCAAGAUUGAGAAACCUGGAGCCCAUCCACUUUCACUUGCAGAUGGAAAAUUUUUAAGGAAAAAUGACCCUGAAUGUGACCUGUGUGGUGGAGACCCAGAUAAGAAAUGCCAGUCUUGCUCCUGCCAUGUAUGUGGUGGAAAACAAGAACCCAACAUGCAGCUUCUAUGUGAUGAGUGUAAUAUGGCAUUUCAUAUUUACUGCCUGAAUCCACCUUUGGAUAAGAUCCCAGAAGAAGAAUACUGGUAUUGUCCUUCCUGUAAAACUGAUUCCAGUGAAGUUGUGAAGGCUGGUGAAAGACUUAAGAUGAGUAAAAAGAAAGCAAAGAUGCCAUCAGCUAGUACUGAAAGCCGGAGAGACUGGGGCAGGGGAAUGGCCUGUGUUGGCCGUACUAGAGAAUGUACUAUUGUCCCUUCUAAUCAUUAUGGACCUAUUCCUGGGAUUCCUGUUGGAUCAACUUGGAGAUUUAGAGUUCAGGUGAGCGAAGCAGGUGUCCAUAGGCCCCAUGUUGGUGGAAUUCAUGGUCGAAGUAAUGAUGGGGCUUAUUCUCUUGUCCUGGCUGGUGGAUUUGCAGAUGAAGUAGACCGAGGAGAUGAAUUCACGUACACUGGGAGUGGUGGUAAAAACCUUGCUGGUAAUAAAAGGAUCGGUGCACCAUCGGCUGAUCAGACAUUGACAAACAUGAACAGGGCAUUGGCCCUAAACUGUGAUGCUCCAUUGGAUGAUAAAAUUGGAGCAGAGUCUCGGAAUUGGAGAGCUGGUAAGCCAGUCAGAGUGAUACGCAGUUUUAAAGGGAGGAAGAUCAGCAAAUAUGCUCCUGAAGAAGGCAACAGAUAUGAUGGCAUUUAUAAGGUGGUGAAAUACUGGCCAGAGAUUUCAUCAAGCCAUGGAUUCUUGGUCUGGCGCUAUCUUUUAAGAAGAGAUGAUGUGGAACCUGCUCCUUGGACCUCGGAAGGAAUAGAACGGUCAAGGAGAUUGUGUCUGCGUUUACAGUAUCCAGCAGGCUAUCCUUCAGAUAAGGAAGGGAAGAAGACGAAAGGGCAGUCAAAGAAGCAGACCAGUGAAACCUCAAAAAGGCCUAAUCCAGACGAUGAGUGUCCAAGUGCCUCCAAAAUGGUCAAAAGAUCAGAUUCGGCGGAAGCAGUUGAGGCUUUCCAGCUAACCCCUCAACAGCAGCAUCUAAUCCGAGAAGAUCGCCACAACCAGAAGCUGUGGGACGAGGUGCUCGCAUUUCUUGUGGAAGGACCAAAUUUUCUGAAAAAAUUGGAACAAUCUUUUAUGUGUGUCUGCUGCCAGGAGCUAGUUUACCAGCCUGUGACAACAGAGUGCCUCCACAACGUCUGUAAAGAUUGCUUACAGCGCUCCUUUAAGGCACAAGUUUUCUCCUGCCCCGCUUGCCGGCAUGACCUUGGCCAGAAUUACAUCAUGACUCCCAAUGAGAACCUGCAGACUCUACUUGACCUUUUCUUCCCUGGCUACAGCAAAGGACGAUGAUCUGUCCACUUCUACCGUGUUGCUCCUGGUGGCUUUCUGGACAAUAAAGAGAAUCUAAAGUGGAUGGGGGAGGGUGGAAGCGAUGGGGGACCCUACUCCUCACGUUCUGAAGCAGCUAAUCCUCUUUUCCACACAGCCAUCAUCUUGUGUGUGUAGUGAGAGGCCCAGUUCUCAACUGUCUUUUAAAUUUCAAAAGGUAGUUCCUGCCAGUAACGACUAGUUUCAAUGAGUAAAAAGUCAAAGCCUCAGCCCUAGUUGAUAUCCAAGUUAUGAUUUAUUUUGCAACUACCUCAGGACAGAAAAGAUUUAUGGGGAUUUUAAAAAUCAUUGAAUAAUUAGUCAAAUGAAAUUUUAGCUACUCACUGCCUCCCAGAUAUUAGUUGUGCCUGGUUCAUGGAAUUUGAUUACGGAAAAGGAAGUGGCACCUGACGGCUGGCAUGAACGCAGCCUGCUUCUGUGCUGUGCAUCACCUUUUUUUAGUGUCUCUCCUUCCAUUACAAUGUGCAUUCUGCAAGGACAGCUUCAUUUUUUAGCCCAUUUUGUGAGCUCCAUUGUGCUUUUUUCUGGUGUUUUAUGCAAGUUGACUACUAAUGACUAAUGAGAAUACGGAUGCAUUGUUGCUGCAUUAGUGUAAUGUGGUGUCGUUUUGCACUUAAAAGAGGUAUUUCGAUGCUCUAGUUGUAAAUGCUCGUGAGAAGCCGCUGCGAGCUAGUCUGGCUGCGCGGUGAGUCUCACCAGGGGUUUUACAUCUGCAGAGCGUUGAGGGCAGCGCUGACCUUCGAGAGGAUUGAAAUUGCUUCAUACUGUGAUCCUACAUUUUAUAUUCACUAUCUUCCCUAAAGUAUACCUUAAUAAAUAUUUUAUGACCAGAAAAACAGCUCAUUUUGUUCGCUUUUUUACAUUUGUCUGGCUUAUGAGUUUUUAAGAAUCAGUUAUUUCCAGAGUUUGCUCAUUGUGUGUUUUUAUUGAGACAGACAUUUUACACAAUUUUUUUACUUCUGAUUUUGGUAAUGAGAACUAGAAUGAGAUCUUAAGUAUUGGCUAAGGACAAAUUUCAUCCUGGAUGUGAUUCUUUUGUUCUGUUUUGUUUUUUUGGUUUUACUAAAUGAGAUUACCUUUGACAAUAAGAACCUCCUGACUUUCUGUUAUCUAUAACAACGUCAAUCUUACGUUCCUUUUUAGCAUCAUCAGUGCUGCUUUCUUAGUUCACAGAGAUAAGAAUAUUCUGAAACAUUGCUAUGUUCUCUAAAACUAUAUUGCCAUGUUUUCAGAUGGAGUCAGUCUUCCUGCCUCUAAAUUCAGAUCCAUUCACACACACAGACGCAUAAUACAGCUAGCAUUUAUGGAAUAUUUACUUUGUGCUAGUCACUUGGACAUUUUUAUGUAUAUUCAUUUAAUCCUACCGACAGCCCUCAGAGGCAGGUACUAGUAUCCCCAUCUUCUGGCUGGCCAUCAGUGGCACAGAAAGGUGAAGUCACUCCCCAGAGAUCACACACCAAGCAAGUACAGAGAUGUCCGUAGACUUAGACAGCGCAGCUCCCGAGCCACUGGUCUUUACUUCUGUGUGGUGCAGCGAAGAGCUCCGUCAUGACACUUCGGCUAACAGAAAAGGGCCCCAAUUCUACUUAAAGCUUUGGGUUUCAGUAUAGAAACAUAUACCAGACUCGUUUCAGUGCUUUUCCUGCAUUCAACUAAACUCAAAAUCAGGUUCUGGGAAACACUUGGAGCUCAGCGAAUGGAGCCAUUUUCACCUAGGGCUAGUGAUAGACACUGGGAUUGCUUUUAUUCUGAAGAAUCAAAUUUAAAUAGGACCUUCUUAGAUUGAAAGUAGGUGGUUAAAUUGCCUCAUCCAGCACUGUAUUCCCUUUAGCUUUGGCCACAUCUCUGCAAGAAGAGUGGGGAAUACCUCCCAUGUACAGCUGCUUUACCAGGUUUAAUUCAACCACUUUUAUUAGCAAGCUAACUGACUUCCACAGCUAAGACUAUGGAUUGUCUUAACUUUGCUGUAACAUGGUAGAGACUCGGAAAGAAGGCUGACUAUAGUUUAGCAUGUUCACAGGUGUCAAGAAUGGCCCAAAGCUAAGCAAUUUUAUGUUGCUACUGAACUUUUUUUAAAAAAAGACUUCCAGAUUUUUUACAGAAAUAUUUUGGUUUGUAUUUCUAAAAGAUAAGGACUUGUAGAAAACAUAACCACAAUGCCAUUGUCAAACGUUUAAAAAAAAAGUAGCAGUAAUUUCUUUAUAUCCAAUAUCCAGUAAAUGUUCAAAUUUUCUUUGUCUCAAAUGUCAUAAAUGGUUAUUUUAUUUUUAGUUGGUUUGUUUGAAUCAGGAUCCAAAUGAGGACCUCACAUUGUGAUUAGUUGAUGCCUCUUAAGAAUCUUUUAAUCUGUAUAUAUCCUUCCAUCUUUCCCCGCCCCCCAACUUCUGCAAUUUGUGUGUUGAAAUUGGGUUUUCUAUAUAGUUUCUGACAAUAGAUUUUGCUGAUUGUAACCCUGUGGUGUAGUUCAACAUGUUUCUCUUUAUUUUCUGUGAACUGGUAGUUAAAAUUAAAGCAUGACCACAUUCAGAUUUGAUUUUUUUUCCCAAGACUUCUUCGCAGGGGGUGUGAUUGUCCUUCAGGAGGUACAUAGUAUCUUAGGCUUAAGUUUGAAAGAUGAGCUUUUCACUGGAUUCUAUUAGUUAGUAGGCACAGUGAUUACUAUUAAGUACUCAACCAUUUUCAUGUGCAUGGAAUUUUUUUCUCAAUAAAAGUGAAGAUCAGAUACCACUUUAUAUCUUCUAAUUAGGAUAGGCAGAACCUCUACUUCUAGAACUCUCUUCUAAGUAGUAUGGUUCGUUCAACAAACGUGUGCAUGCUAAUAACACCUAUACACUUAAAAGCUUUGGGUUUCAGUAUAGAUCCUACUAAUGAGAGCCAGGUAGAGAUCUGCUCUGACUUGCCCUCCGUCUGCUAUUUCUCACUUUGCCCAUUAGAGCCCAGACCUUUCCUCACUCUUCUUCUGGACACUUAGAAAGACAGGAAAGCUCAUGACUGUCUACCCAAGUUGAGGGAAUUGAGCCUCAUGGCCCAUUCACCACCAGCUGACUUUGGAAAGAGUUACCCUUGCUUGCCCACAACCAGACCUUCACAAUUCCUGAAGAAACUGAUAUUUAUUAACCUGGAAAAAUAAGAGCCUACACAGAAGGAAAAAAAAAUUAUUAAACACCAGUCACUGGACACAAGAAAUCAAGAGCUAGCUAGCUAGCAGGGUAGAGCAGACCAAAUGACUGCUGUUGAAAACAAUGAAUGAAAGAAGAAGAAUUUUUUAAACUCUGCCCUCAAGUAUGAAAUUGUAUUACACUGAUAGAAUAAGAACAAGCUGCUAUGGAAGAGGAGUAAUUUGAGACUAAAAUUCUUGGAACUAAACAUAAUUGUAAAAAAAAAAAGAAAAAAAUGCAACAGACAAAACA
Messenger RNA from Trichechus manatus latirostris (Florida manatee), 6206 nucleotides. It is a transcript of the gene UHRF2, whose product is annotated as ubiquitin like with PHD and ring finger domains 2. Bases 346 to 2757 code for a protein of 803 amino acids. Gene Ontology annotation, biological process: protein ubiquitination; negative regulation of gene expression via chromosomal CpG island methylation. The record is from RefSeq and is a predicted model, not a curated record. Lineage: Eukaryota; Metazoa; Chordata; Mammalia; Sirenia; Trichechidae. The transcript has 16 exons. Gene Ontology annotation, molecular function: ubiquitin protein ligase activity; protein binding.